This is a messenger RNA of Triticum turgidum subsp. durum (durum wheat), 1416 nucleotides long. The record is from the annotation of a GenBank genome assembly. NCBI's taxonomy places the organism in Eukaryota, Viridiplantae, Streptophyta, Magnoliopsida, Poales, Poaceae.
AUGGAUAUCUCCCCAGUUUCCAUCCGUCACUCCACCAUAAUCGGCCCACGUGCCGCCGACUCCACCUCCCUGCGCCCCGGCUAUCCCGAUUGGGUCUUACUCAACAAGACAGCGCGCAUCUCCGACCACCGGAACGCGACCACCGCCUUGUGCCGCACGAGGGAGGGCCAAGCCGUCGCGGUGUCCUUCUGGCUCGUCGACCCGCCCGCCGUCUCCUACUUCUCCGUCCACUGCCCUGGUCUGGAAGACGACGAUUUCUCCGACACCCCGCCCUUCCUUCUCUGCGCCGAGGGAGCCUUCGUCCUCUUCUGCGUCACCCUCGAUGACUCCGUCCACCACUUCGUCUACUCCGCCCGAGGAAUCCCCGGCGGGAGGCCGUCGCUGCACCGUCUCCCGGCCCCGAAACCCACGGUCGAAGCCUUCAUGAGCCAGCAAUUUGGCCUCUUGCCUUGCGGUAACGAGCACUAUGUUGUUGCCUUUCUCCAUCAUCAGUGGGAAUCUAGUGACCAGGCUUGGCAUUAUUAUGCGUACAUCUUCUCCUGCGAGACAAAGACAUGGAAGAGAAGUAAGGAGGCCUUGCUCUGCUUAUCCAAGUCUGAUCAGUUAUUGUUUGAUAGACAUGCCAGCUCCAAGCAGAUCACUGUCGGGGAAAGCUCAUUGGGAUGGGUUGAUCUCUUGCGUGGUAUUCUUCUUCUUAGCAACCUGUUCGACGAGCGUCCUGUCAUCACAUACAUACCGUUACCUAAAGUAAAAGCUUGCAUCACCGAUAGGAAUGGUUAUCCUUCCUACGCGCCGGAAUUCUUCUGCGAUAUAACAUGCUGCGAUGAUCUGAUCAAGUUUGUCGACAUAAAAUUCGAUGAACCUAAUUGCAGGGCCAAUGGUCAAGCAUGGAAGGCCACCACAUGGAACAGGAAGGUCUCUUGGGAUGAUUGGGGCAGGUGCUCCACAACUGAUGUUGCUGAAAUCUCGGUUGACCCAAGUUAUUUGUCAUUGUUGCCCGAGCUUUUGAAUGAUGAGACCAAACAGCUGGAAAUUAAGAACCUGUAUUUCCUUAACCCCACCCUGAGUGUGGACGACGACGAUCUCCUUUACAUGAUGGGCAAGGUGAACGAGGAAGACGACACAGCUUGGGUAGUCGUUGUUGACAUGAAACGUGCGGCUCUGGAGGCAUUGGUCCCGGUUUCUACCCAACCGUCAUACGCCGUUACGAUGUACUGUCCGUGCACCUUCCCCAAGUACUACCUCAAUAUAACACCAGACAUUGGCAGUCCAGUUGAGAAGGAUAAAUCCGAUAAAUGGCCGCAAGGGAGACCCAGCCCCAAUAACUCUGGAGGAAGUGUGCAGAUGAAGAGGAGGAGGAAGAAGAAGAAGCAGUAUGUUCAGGGCCGUACUGAUGAAGCUAUGUAUCUAGGGUAG